AUGGCUGAUGAAUACGAUCCUAUCCAAGCCGCUGAGCUAAAGAAGAAGAGAGCCUUCAAGAAGUUUUCAUACCGCGGAAUAGAUCUCGAACAACUCCUAGACCUCUCCUCCGAUCAACUACGGGAUGUUGUUCACGCGCGUGCCCGUCGUCGCUUCAACAGGGGUCUGAAGCGCAAACCUAUGGGUCUUGUCAAGAAACUUCGUAAGGCUAAGCAUGAAGCCAAGCCAAAUGAAAAACCCAGCCUUGUAAAGACGCACUUACGAGAUAUGAUUGUUGUCCCUGAAAUGAUUGGUUCUGUCAUUGGAGUUUAUUCUGGUAAAGAGUUCAAUCAAGUCGAUAUCAAACCAGAAAUGGUUGGCCACUACCUCGGAGAAUUCUCCAUCUCAUACCGGCCUGUUAAGCACGGAAGACCUGGUAUCGGAGCAACACAUUCUUCGCGUUUUAUCCCUCUUAAGUAG
Messenger RNA from Blumeria graminis f. sp. triticale, 459 nucleotides. The record is from the annotation of a GenBank genome assembly. NCBI's taxonomy places the organism in Eukaryota, Fungi, Ascomycota, Leotiomycetes, Helotiales, Erysiphaceae.